Molecule: messenger RNA, 2396 nt
Organism: Diceros bicornis minor
Lineage: Eukaryota; Metazoa; Chordata; Mammalia; Perissodactyla; Rhinocerotidae
Gene: EEFSEC
Product: eukaryotic elongation factor, selenocysteine-tRNA specific
Exons: 9
Coding region: 23-1996 (657 amino acids)
Biological process (GO): selenocysteine incorporation
Molecular function (GO): translation elongation factor activity; GTPase activity; GTP binding
Source: RefSeq, a predicted model, not a curated record
UGACCGAGGCGGCGGCGGCGGUAUGGCCGGGCGGCGGCUGAACGUGAACGUGGGCGUGCUGGGCCACAUCGACAGCGGCAAGACGGCGCUGGCGCGGGCGCUGAGCACCACGGCCUCCACCGCCGCCUUCGACAAGCAGCCGCAGAGCCGCGAGCGCGGCAUCACCCUCGACCUGGGCUUCUCCUGCUUCUCGGUGCCCCUGCCCGCGCGCCUGCGCUCGGCGCUGCCCGCGGCCCCGGCGGCGCCCGGCGAGCCGCAGCUGCAGGUCACGCUGGUCGACUGCCCCGGGCACGCCUCCCUCAUCCGGACCAUCAUUGGCGAGAAAAAUGAGACAAUAAUCCAGGCACAUGGCACAAAAGGGUGUAUGGCUAAAGAAAGUCUCCUCCUGCUCACUGCAGACCCAGGGGCCCAGAUCAUUGAUCUGAUGAUGUUGGUCAUCGAUGUGACCAAGGGGAUGCAGACCCAGUCAGCGGAGUGCCUUGUGAUCGGGCAGAUCGCCUGCCAGAAGCUGGUCGUGGUACUGAACAAAACAGACCUCUUAGCCGAAGGGAAGAGGCAGGCAGCGAUUGAUAAAAUGACCAAGAAAAUGCAGAAGACUCUAGAGAACACCAACCAAGGCCGUCUGCUUAGAGCCCACUCGGGGUUCCCUUGGCCCUGCCUCCCUCCUGGGAUCUGGUGGAAUGCCAAAUCCUGUGAUUUGGCUGCUGUGGAGCUGGCUCUUCUUACAAGGUUCCGAGGUGCACCAAUUAUACCUGUGGCGGCCAAGCCUGGGGGACCAGAGGCCCCUGAAACAGAAGCUCCACAGGGCAUCUCGGAGCUCAUUGAGCUCCUGACGUCCCAGAUUUCCAUCCCAACGAGAGACCCUUCAGGACCGUUCCUCAUGUCUGUGGACCACUGUUUCUCCAUCAAAGGCCAAGGCACUGUGAUGACAGGGACCAUCCUUUCAGGCUCCAUCAGCCUUGGCGACAGUGUGGAGAUUCCUGCCCUCAAGGUGGUGAAGAAGGUCAAGUCCAUGCAGAUGUUCCACAUGCCUGUCACCUCAGCCAUGCAGGGAGACCGGCUGGGCAUCUGUGUCACUCAGUUUGACCCCAAGCUGCUGGAGCGUGGCCUGGUGUGUGCCCCUGAGUCCCUGCACACUGUCCACGCGGCCCUCAUCUCCGUGGAGAAGAUCCCGUAUUUCCGGGGGCCCCUGCAGACCAAGGCCAAGUUCCACAUCACGGUGGGCCACGAGACGGUCAUGGGCCGGCUGAUGUUCUUCAGCCCCGCCCCCAACAGCUUUGACCACGAGCCUGUGCUGGACUCCUUUGACUUCUCUCGGGAAUACCUCUUCCAGGAGCAGUACCUGUGCAAGGAUCUGGCGCCGGCGGUGACAGACAGUGGCGAGGCUGAUAAGAAGGCGGGUCAGGCCAUAGAAGGCCGCUGCCCCCGGCAGCAGUGGGCCCUGGUGGAGUUUGAGAAGCCUGUCACCUGCCCUCGGCUGUGCCUGGUGAUCGGCUCCAGGCUAGAUGCAGACAUUCAUGCAAACACGUGCCGGCUGGCCUUCCAUGGUGUCCUGCUCCAUGGGCUGGAGGACAGGAACUACGCCGAGAGCUGCCUGCCACGGCUGAAAGUGUACAAGCUAAAGCAUAAGCAUGGCCUUGUGGAGCGGGUGAUGGAUGACCACAGCGUGAUCGGCCGCUCCCUGUUCAAAAAGGAGACCAACAUCCAGCUCUUCGUGGGGCUCAAGGUGUACCUGUCUACUGGGGAGCUAGGGGUCAUUGACAGCGCUUUUGGCCAGAGUGGCAAGUUCAAGAUCCACAUCCCUGGUGGUCUUGGCCCCGAGUCCAAGAAGAUCCUGACGCCCGCCCUCAAGAAGCGGGGCCGGGCUGGCAGAGGAGAGGUGGCCAAGCAGGAGGAGGGCAUGGAGCGGCCCGAGCCCGCACAGCACGUGGCGCUCAGCCUGUCUUUCAAGCGCUAUGUCUUCGACACCCACAAGCGCAUGGUCCAGUCUCCCUGAGUGCCCCGGUGACCUCUCCCAGGGCCACCUUGCCCAGGACUGGGCUGGGCUGCAGUGCCAAAUGCCCAACCACAUGUGCCUCGACCUCCUCCAGUCUCUCCCUGCUGCCCUGCGGGCAGGAGGCCCCCAGGCCUGGCAUUCAGCCCCAGUGAGAAGCCAGUGAGUGGUGGGGUACAGUGUUCUUCCACCCCUGCACCUUCCUGCCAGGGGCAGCACCCACCUAGGAAUGGGCCUUGUCUGGAGAGCUGGUGGCCAGUGUCUUCCAGGCUGCCCAGCUGGUGGCCAUCUGAAGGCCAAUCCCCACCCUGCCCCCUGGCAGCUGGGCACUUGCCAGCUGCAAAUAAAUGUCCUGUGGUGCCACCCACUCUGCUGAUCUUUCUCGGUGGUCUCGCUGGGGGGG